AUGGGUGUCCACAAUGCCGUUGCAGAUCUUCCUGCUAUGAAAACCAACCCAAAAUACAUCUUCUUCACCGACUUCGAUGGCACAAUCACCCUCCAAGAUAGCAAUGACACCUUGACCGACAACAUCGGCUAUGGCCACGAGAAGCGCCGCCAGGGCAAUCUCGACUGCCUCGCCGACCGCGUUUCGUUCCGAGACUCGUUUCGCGACAUGAUGGAUUCGGUCAAACUGCCAUACGACCAGUGCAUGAAGUACCUCGUCGACAACAUCAAGCUCGAUCCAGGCUUCAAAGAGUUCUUCCAGUGGUCGCUGGCCAACAACAUUCCCGUGGUCGUGCUGAGUAGCGGCAUGGAGCCCAUCAUAAAGGCUCUGUUGGAGAAGUUGGUGGGCCCGGAUGCGAGCAAAAUGCAGGUCCUUGGCAACUACGUCGGUGCGCGGCCAGGCAAAUCCAUAAACCAAGAAGGAGGCUGGCAAAUCGAGUUCAGGCACCCCGAGUCUGGCUUCGGCCACGACAAGUCCAUCGAGCUUCGCAAAUACUCCUCGCUCCCAGCAGACGAGCGGCCUGUCAUGUUCUAUGCUGGCGACGGCGUUUCAGAUCUUUCUGCUGCGAGGGAGACGGAUUUGUUGUUUGCGAAGAAGGGCCAUGAUUUGAUCAGUUACUGUGCGAGGGAGGAUGUGCCGUUUACAGUGUUUGAGGAUUGGUCGAAUAUUCUGACCAAGUGCAAGGCCAUCGUUGAGGGGAAGGCGACAGUGAAGGAGGCCGCGACGGAGGGCUAUGAGGCAUACAAGAGGGGGGAUGCUGGUAUCAACGUCGCUGUGGCAAAAUAG
Messenger RNA from Cucurbitaria berberidis CBS 394.84, 825 nucleotides. RefSeq lists its product as uncharacterized. Gene Ontology annotation, molecular function: phosphatase activity. The transcript is spliced from 2 exons. Bases 1 to 825 code for a protein of 274 amino acids. The record is from RefSeq and is a predicted model, not a curated record. Lineage: Eukaryota; Fungi; Ascomycota; Dothideomycetes; Pleosporales; Cucurbitariaceae.